CUUACACUUCCACUUGCAUUACUAAAAGAUUAUAAAACCACAAACAAAGUCUCCUAAACCAACAAAUUUCUCUAACUGAUCAUCCCAUCAUUUCCUUUCCCAACCUCCUGCCAUGGUGGAAGGGGAUCAGGUAAGGCCUCUAGCACCGGCUACAGACCUUCCAAGCAGUGACAAUGGAGAGGCUGCUAUGCACCUGAAGAAACUUCGACGCAAGAAAUGCAUCAAAUGUUGCGGUUGCAUUGCAGCUCUACUCGCCAUCCAAGCUGUGGUGAUCAUAAUUUUAAUCUUCACAGUGUUUCGAGUCAAGGAUCCAACCAUCAAAAUGAACGGUGUCACUGUCACUAACCUGGAGCUCAUCAAUGGCACCACAACCCCAAAGCCAGGGUCCAACAUCUCUGUCAUAGCCGAUGUUUCAGUCAAAAAUCCCAACGUAGCAUCAUUCAAGUACAGGAACACCACCACAACACUUUACUAUUAUGGCACAGUGGUCGGAGAUGCCCGAGGUCCGGCGGGCCAUGCAAAGGCCCGCCGGACCAUGCGGAUGAACAUAUCCGUUGAUAUUAUCGCGGAUCGGCUCUUGGCCAGUCCAAAUUUGACUGCGGAUGUGAGCUCCGGGACGUUGACCAUGAGCAGCUACUCGAGAAUUCGAGGAAGGGUCAAUAUGUUAAACAUUAUAAAGAAGCAUGUGACUGUAAAGAUGAAUUGCUCCAUGACAGUUAACAUCACCAGCCAGGCAAUUCAAGAACAGAAGUGCAAGCGAAAGGUUGAUCUCUAGACU
Molecule: messenger RNA, 778 nt
Organism: Durio zibethinus
Lineage: Eukaryota; Viridiplantae; Streptophyta; Magnoliopsida; Malvales; Malvaceae
Product: late embryogenesis abundant protein At1g64065-like
Source: RefSeq, a predicted model, not a curated record